This is a messenger RNA of Scylla paramamosain (green mud crab), 3243 nucleotides long. RefSeq names its product sepiapterin reductase-like. Bases 63 to 857 code for a protein of 264 amino acids. Gene Ontology annotation, molecular function: sepiapterin reductase (NADP+) activity. Gene Ontology annotation, biological process: tetrahydrobiopterin biosynthetic process. The transcript has 5 exons. The record is from RefSeq and is a predicted model, not a curated record. Lineage: Eukaryota; Metazoa; Arthropoda; Malacostraca; Decapoda; Portunidae.
CUCAAGUUCUCAGGCUCGGCAAUCAGUAUUCCCGCGACCUUCGAGCGGAGAGGGAGUCAGAGAUGAGUGACUCAGGCGGCGCCCCGUGGUGGGUGGUGGUGACGGGUGCCUCGCAGGGCUUCGGGGCGGCGAUCUGCACCGAGCUGGCCCCGCUGCUGCCCCCGGGCUCCCGGAUGUUGGGCCUGGCGCGAUCCCAGCAGGGCCUGGCCACCACGGCGGCCGCGGUCACCAAGGCUAAUCCCGCUAUCACGUUCAGCCCUGUAGUGAUGGAUCUUGCAACAGCCAAAGCCAUGGACUAUGAGGCAACCCUGAAGGACCACCUUGGGACAGGCCAGUCCACCCCGCCAGGCCAGGCCCUCCUCUUCCAUAAUGCUGGUUCCCUGGGCACCGUCAAGUACCUCAGGGAAAUGGACGAUGCAACACGCCUCUCCACCUACUUUGACCUCAAUAUUAGCUCAGUGAUCCUGCUCAACGCUGCCUUCAUGAGACUCAUCUCGACACUGUCUGGCAAAGUGAUAGUCAAGGUCAUCAAUGUCUCUUCCCUGUGUGCCUUGGAGCCCUUCAAGAGCUGGGGCCUUUACUGCACUGGCAAGGCUGGCAGGGAUAUGCUCUUCAAGGUCUUGGCUGUGGAAGAUCCAGGUGUCAGGGUGCUCAACUAUGCUCCGGGGCCUCUGGACACUGGCAUGCAGGUCCAUGCAAGAACGAUGACCCAAGAUGACGAUAUCCGCAAAACUUUUACUUCCAUGAAGGAGGAGGGCAAGCUGCUGAGCUGCCAGUCAUCUGUCAAGAAGCUGCUGCAAUUCCUGGAGAAGGAUGAAUUCAAGUCUGGUGAUCAUGUUGAUUUCUUUGAGGUCUGACGGCACAAACAAUGAAUGUUGUGCUUGGUUCCUGCUGCCAGCGGUGGUCCUUGUGUAAUUGUUAUCGUAGUACUUAAGUCUGCUUUGAACAACAAUACUUCAACGUUAUCUGCUUUCCAAUUGAUAUUUAUUAUAUUGUACAGUAACCAUUAUAUCCACAUCAGUCUUCUGUUACUCUUGGAACUUGCAUUUCAAAAUUUUACCUUUCUGGAAAUUAAGUAAGAAAUAAUAAUUCAUUUUAUUGACUUUAAUACAUGUUCAGUUACAUUCAGUAAUUAUUAGAUGCUGCAUCAUUUCAACAGAUGCCAAACAGAGCCCCAACAAAUGUGGGUUAUAUGAUAGAAUAAAUGCACAUAAAGUAUUAUAUACAGUAUUUAAUACAGCAGUGUUCUUAAUUCAGUGGAUGAGUUCAGUCCAUCACUCUGUAUUACAGAGGCUUCCAUGAAAAUAACCCUUCACUUAUUUCUCAGAAUGUUCCCAGCUUAGAAAAUUGUAUUCCACUCCAAACAAAAUACUGAUAUUCCACAAGUCAUUGGUGGACCAGUGUGUGUGUGUGGUGGACCAGUGUUUGUGUUGGUGACUGUGGUGGACCAGUGUGUGUUGGUGACUGUGUGGUGGACCAGUGUUUGUGUUGGUGACUGUGUGGUGGACCCGUACGUGUGGUGGUGACUGUGGUGGACCCGUGUGUGUGUGUGGUGGUGACUGUGUGGUGGACCCGUGUGUGUGGUGGUGAUUGUGUUUGUGGCAGUGACUGUUUGGUGGACCAGUGUUCAGUGUUUGUGGUGGUGAUACAGACUUUCAUCACACUUAAUUCAGAGAAGCAAUGAAUAAUCUGCAUAUCACUGGACUGGAAUUGCAACACACUUUUUAAAUGAAGAAAGAAUAUAGGAACACAAAAAGGUUGCAUAUAUACAGAGGUGUCAGUGCCAAGUAUAUCUUAGUAAAUUAAAUUAUGAAAGUAGCAUUAAACUAUGAAUUAUAUAAUAGGCCUUGUAUCACAUUUAGUUUCAACAUCACUAUUCAAAUGUACAAGUCUCCCAUUGCAGGUCAUUGCAUUGCAUUAAUAAAAAAUAAAUAAAUAAAAUAAAAUAAUAAUAAUUGACUUGUACAUGAAAUUAGAUAUGGAAACAAAGCAGGCAUGCCUUGGGUAAUUAUGCACCAUCAGUGGCAGUAAUAGCUCCAUCACAUUCAACUGUUUACUGCUACUACACUGUCUUUUUUGAGGUGGGAGGUGUCUAAAGAUCUGUGGUGAAGACUUUUAUUCGCAUUCUGUUUGACUCAUGUCAGUGUCAAGAGGUUUUUAUUACAUCAAAUUUAACAAAGUCAUUCAUACACAGAUGAAGUGACAAGGUGCGCGCUUGUGUGUGUGUGUAUUUACCUAGUUGUGGUUUAUGGAAGAGGAGUAAUCUCAUAGUAUCCCAUCUCUAGAUCUAUCUAGUUUGGUCUUAAAAAGCACUGACAGUUUCAGCAUUUACAAUGUCUUCAAUGAGUUCAUUCCAUUUGUUCACACUUCUGGUGAGGACAACUAUACUUCUUAAUGUCUUCUAGUUAACUUUCUUCAAUUUAUUGUAUUCCCUUGUACUGUGUGUCUAAAUUUAUAAAACCUUUGUCCACAUUUUCCUAAGUUAACUUUCUUCAACUUCUUACUGUGUACCCUUGUACUGUGUGUUUAAAUUUAUAAAACCUUUCUCCACAUUUUCCAUACCAUUUAUCAUUCUAUAGAUGAUUAUUAAAUCUCUCUCUCCUAUUUUGAAGGGUAAGAAUUUCCAACAUUCCUAAUCUCUAAAGUCGAUUUACUCAACUCUAGAACCAUCUUAGUGACUGCUCUUUGUACUCUUUCUAAUUUUCUCUUUGUAUGAGGAGAAAUGUUAUAAAAUUAGAAAGUACAAAGAGCAGUCUCUAAGAUGGUUCUGGAGCUGAGUAAAUCAAGCUAUGAAGAGAGAUUAACAAUGGUGGAAAUUCCUAUCCCUGAAAAUUAGUGUGUGUGUGUGUGUGUGUGUGUAGUGUGUGUGUGUGUGUUUGUGUAGUGUGUGUGUGUGUGUUUGUGUAGUGUGUGUGUGUGUGUUUGUGUAUGUGUGUGUGUGUGUGUGUGUGUAGUGUGUGUGUGUGUGUGUGUGUAGUGUGUGUGUGUGUGUGUGUGUGUGUGUGUGUGUGUGUGUGUGUGUGUGUGUGUGUGUGUGUGUGUGUGUGUCUUCUCUCUCUCUCUCUCUCUCUCUCUCUCUCCAGAGAAUGUCCCACACAGUAUGUUUACAAACCAGUUACUCACCACAGCCCUCCACCUCGUAUUUGAUCCCCUCCCCCCUGUCUCUACAGAUCAAUAGUAUGCUUACAGGACUAUUGUACAAGGUUAUCUUAGCAACAAUAAAAUAUAUAUAAGAAUCAGCAA